GGUGCGGGCCGGGCCCAUCGAUGGGGGCGGCCGCUCUGCGCUCGGCUCCUCCGCCCUGCCUCUCGGCUCUGGAUUAGCGAAACUGGCGACGUGGGACCGGGCCGGCCCCGCCGCGCCCCGCGGGGUGAAGCCGGGACUCGCCGCCCGCCGGCACCGCGCCGCGCCGGGGCUCCGCGGCUCCGCUCCGCACCGCAGCACCGCACCGCCGGCAGCGCGCCGCGGCCAUGGCGCUGCGGGCCCGGGCGCUGUACGACUUCAGGUCGGAGAACCCCGGCGAGAUCUCGCUGCGGGAGCACGAGGUGCUGAGCCUGUGCAGCGAGCAGGACAUCGAGGGCUGGCUGGAGGGCGUCAACAGCCGCGGCGACCGCGGCCUCUUCCCGGCCUCCUACGUGCAGGUGAUCCGCGCCCCCGCCGCCGAGCCGCCGCCGCCCGCCCGCUACGCCAACGUCCCCGCCGCCGGCUUCGAGCCGCUGCCGCCGCCCGCCGCCUUCAAGCCGGCGGCGCAGCAGCAGCAGCAGCAGCAGCAGCAGCAGCCCCCGGCGGCGCAGCAGCCCCCCGAGCCCUUCCCGGUGCCGCCCGCCGCCGGGUACCCCUUCCCUAUGGCGCCCUACGGCGGCCCCUACCAGCCCAGCCAGGGCAGCGACGACGACUGGGACGACGACUGGGACGACAGCUCGACGGUGGCGGACGAGCCGGGAGCGCUGGGAAGCUCCUACCCCGACUACGAGGCGGCGGGGGGCGGCGGGGCAGCGGGGCGCUACCGGCUGUCCACGCGGUCCGAGCUGUCCCUGGGAUCCCGCGGUGGUGGCGGAGGUGGUGGCGGCGGUGGUGGGCACGUAGCCGGACACCCGCACCCGGCCGGUGGAGGAGCCAAGAGCUCGGCCACGGUGAGCCGCAACCUCAACCGGUUCUCCACCUUCGUCAAGUCCGGCGGGGAGGCCUUCGUGCUGGGCGAGGCGUCGGGCUUCGUGAAGGAUGGGGACAAGCUGUGCGUGGUGCUUGGCCCGCGCGGCCCCGAGUGGCAGGAGAACCCCUACCCCUUCCAGUGCUCCAUCGAGGACCCCACCAAGCAGACCAAGUUCAAGGGCAUGAAGAGCUACAUUGCCUACAAGCUGGUGCCCAGCCACACCGGGCAGCAGGUGCACCGCCGCUACAAGCACUUCGACUGGCUCUACGGGCGCCUGGCCGAGAAGUUCCCCGUCAUCUCUGUGCCCCACUUGCCCGAGAAGCAGGCCACCGGCCGCUUCGAGGAGGACUUCAUCUCCAAACGUCGCAAAGGUCUGGCCUGGUGGAUGGACCACAUGUGCAGCCACCCCGUGCUGGCGCAGUGCGAUGCCUUCCAGCACUUCCUCACCUGUCCCAGCACGGAUGAGAAGGCCUGGAAGCAGGGCAAGCGCAAGGCUGAGAAAGACGAGAUGGUGGGUGCCAACUUCUUCCUGACCAUCAGUGUCCCCACUGGCCCUGGGGCCGGCCUGGACUUGCAGGAGGUGGAAAGCCAGGUGGACGGCUUCAAAGCCUUCACGAAGAAGAUGGACGAGAGCGCCCUGCAGCUCAAUCACACCGCCAACGAGUUCGCCCGCAAACAAGUCACUGGCUUCAAGAAGGAAUACCAGAAGGUGGGGCACUCCUUCAAGUGCCUCAGCCAGGCGUUUGAGCUGGACCAGCAGGCCUUUUCAGCUGGCCUCAACCAAGCCAUAGCCUUCACUGCGGAAGCCUACGAUGCCAUCGGGGACCUCUUUGCAGAUCAGCCCCGACAGGACCUAGAUCCCGUGAUGGAUUUGUUAGCGCUGUAUCAGGGGCAUUUGGCCAACUUUCCGGACAUCAUCCACGUCCAGAAAGGAGCCCUUACCAAAGUAAAGGAGAGCAAGCGGCAUGUCGAAGAGGGGAAGAUGGAGCUCCAAAAAGCAGAGGGCAUUCAAGAACGCUGUAACAUUAUUUCUUUUGCAACCCUAGCAGAAAUUAAUCAUUUCCACAAAAUCCGUGUGAGGGACUUUAAAUCACAGAUGCAGCAUUUCUUGCAACAGCAAAUACUCUUUUUUCAAAAAGUGACACAAAAGCUAGAAGAAGCUCUUCACAAGUAUGACAGUGUUUAAUCUCUGAACAUUGAUUUGUGGACUUUGCUCAAUUUGAACAUGACUUAAGCAGCGAAGCAAACAUCGCUGCUGUUAAAGAGCUAUUGCCAGUGGUAGAUGGUGGUACAAGGAUGGUUUGUGUUUACCUGGAAUCCCGGUUUAAUCUCUGAUAUGUAGGAAGGAAACAGUUAUAGGGCUAUGUAGUAGAAACAGUACCACACAUUGUAACUAAGUUAUACUGUGUAUGCCUACACUACCAUUGUAACUUUUUUGAAAUAAUGAAUAUACUAUUUGCCUUAUUGCUUUUUGAAAUACGGUAUUUUAGUGCAUACUUUGUAGACCUCAAAACCCUUUGGGUCUUUAAGGAAGUUGGCUAGAUAAGCCUGCUUCAGAUGCCUUUUUACUUUCCUAGAUUUGGAUUUCCUAAAUUCAAACAAUUCUCUGUUUACAGACUCCUACUAGAGCAGCUAUGUGAUUCUGUGCCUUUAGACUCUAUUUUUCCUUUUCUAGUAAGUCACAUUUUUAUGAUUGAAUGAAUGAAGGGUUGAUGCCUAUGAGAGGAACUGAUAAUGAAACCUCAUAUUAACUGGAAAAAAAUCAGCUGCCAUCCAGUUUGCACAGCAAGUACUGUCUUAUGACAAACGUUGGCUCAAAAAGGAGAAAUUAAAUCUAUUCACACUUUCCUUGAAAAUGGAGACUACUUGUUACAUGUACUAGGUUGUUAAGCACAUAUACAAAUAUACACCAUUGAAUUCCCUUUCUGAAAUGAAUAUUACAGUGAGGGUUUUUUUUUUUAGGAUAAAGCAUUACUGUGAGUGGAAAUUUGAAGAAAUAGCCUAAUAAAAGUGAUGUUUAUCAAAAGGAUAUGAAUGCAGGCUAUGUGGCUAGAACAUUUUUUUUAUUAUAAGUAGGAAAAGAUCUGCUCAUUGCUCAGUUGCUGAUUCAGUUUAACUUCAGACUUGCAUCUACAUUGCCGGUUGUCUGAGUUGAGACUCCACUGUGAUUCAUUAGUUUACUCGGUUACAAAUUUUCAGGGAUGUUCAGUAAUACAAAUGAUCUGAAAUCAGUCUUGGCUGAACUGACUUGGAAAACAGGUGGCAUUUUUAUGUUUAUAACACUCAAGAAUUAACAAUUGUCUUAAUUUUUGUAUAAAUAUUUUUGACAAGCAGGGUGCAUUUAUAUGUAUGUAAACACUAUCUUUUAAGGAGUUUUCUGGCUUAUUUCCCUUGAAUUAAGUCUGAAGUCUGUGUUUAUAACCUAUUGGUUCCCUUCUUAGAGGUCAGUAUGAGAGAGGAUUUUUAUUUAUCCUAGCCUUCUUGUCCUAAACAAAAAUAACAAAACCUUCAAAGGAAGCAAAAUGUUUACUUUAUUUUUUUUAAUUAAAUUAAUCAAAGAUAGCUUAAACAAAUUAAAGCCUGGAAAAGGAAGUUAAGCAAUAGUUACAUUUAAGUACAAAUCAUUCCUCACCUAUGCAGCAGAAACGUACAGUUCUUUUAUUCAAUCAUGGGAGAUUCUGUAGCUUAACCCCACACCUCUGUUUCAGAGGAAUAAAUGUAAGAAUGUAGUUUUGGGUUUAAGAUUUGCCCCAAAAUGCUUGGAAGAUUGCUAUUUUGACCACUUUGCAUUCAGCAGUGCUGCUAAUACAUACCCAAAGAAAUGAAAUACAGAGUGAAGAGGAAGAAAAAACAACAGUGUUUGUAACAGAAGGACAAUCAGUGAGGGAAGAAUCCAUUUGCAGGCUAAAGUGUGCUGCAAACAGCAAUGUUGACUGUAAAAUAAGGAUCAUAGUCAUAGGGCUGAUUUGCUCUUUAUCUUCCUCAUGGUGUCUUGUUCUACAUUCAAAACUCACCACUUCCCAUAACAGCUCUUCCCACCAGUGCUCCAACUUCCCACAUACUGUUUAAUUACCUGAGACAGCAGUGAGCUGGGUUUGAGCUGUUCUGUGGCUUACGUUUGCUUAAGCCAGAUAGUAUUUUGUUAAAUGACUUUACAGUAAUUAGAUCAGGCUACAAUUGAAGUAAUUCUAUGUAGAGGUAUUAAGACCUGAUCAGAAAUUUAUCUUGGUCCAGUUGAGGUAUUCUAGGAGGUUAGUAUUAAUGAAGUGUACAUGCCCAGGGGAAAUUAAGCUGUGAUAUGUAUACAUAAAACAUUAUCAGACAGGUACAGUUUUCCCAAAUAAACUGUCAUGGCCUUCACCUUACUUUCUCAUUUGUGAAUUUUUGGGGUAGAGGGAGAGUAGGGGUGCUAAUUUGUUAAACUUGAUGUACCAAAAUGCUUGACUGCAGUCCUGGAUCUGAGGUGUUGCAAAGUUUGAAAAGGUAUUAGCACAUUAGCAUCUUGCUUUUAUUCUCGCUUAGAGAGAGUUGGAGUUAAGCAGAUGUAGGGAGCCAGAACUCAGUUCAUGCUUACUGCACUCCGUGAGAUCUACUAUUUUAGUUUUACUUGGAACCAAGUGUCACAUUGACCACCCAUGCUGACAGACUACUGGAUGGUGCGACCUGAGGUCCGAAUGUACUCUACAGGAAGGUGAAUGUAUAUUGUGUGGGACUGUGGAGGUAUCGAGGGAAAUCUAACAAAACCUCUUAAAUGAAUAAAUGUGGAAGAGAGGAAAUGAGCUCCAUAACAUAAACGCAUUUGUUUUAUUCCAUUCCUGUAAUUUGUGUUUGAUGCAUUACAAUUUUUGUGCUGAUAGUAAUAUGUGUCUGUUAUAUUUACUGGGAGUUUAGGGGGAUUAAUUGAAAGCUGCAAAAAGAUUCACUGAUGUAUUGGUUUCUGUGAAAGUGCUGUAUCCAAUGAAAAAUGUAGAAUAAACCCAUCAGUGGAAUAUAGCUACUUAAAAUGA
Messenger RNA from Cygnus olor (mute swan), 4914 nucleotides. RefSeq names its product sorting nexin 18 (gene SNX18). Gene Ontology annotation, biological process: mitotic cell cycle; endosomal transport; endocytosis. The coding region runs from base 225 to 2093 and encodes 622 amino acids. Lineage: Eukaryota; Metazoa; Chordata; Aves; Anseriformes; Anatidae. The transcript is spliced from 2 exons. The record is from RefSeq and is a predicted model, not a curated record. Gene Ontology annotation, molecular function: protein binding; phosphatidylinositol binding. Gene Ontology annotation, cellular component: plasma membrane; cytoplasmic vesicle.